AUGCUGACGGACAAAUUCCUGCGACUGCAGUCCUUUUUCUUUCACCUUCUGGGACUUGAGCUGCUCUUGGAUCAAAAGCAAGGGUGUCGGUAUCCUUGGAGAGCCAUUUGCUGUGUCCUUUCGGUGGCCAGUUUUAUGCCUCUGACGAUUGCCUUUGGAUUACGUAAUAUCCAAAAUGUGGAUGAACUCACAGACUCAUUGUGCUCGGUUUUAGUGGAUUUUUUGGCCCUCUGCAAGAUUGGAUUUUUUCUCUGGCAUUAUGAUCAUUUUAAAACUCUGAUACAGAGAUUUCAUGGGAUUUUGAACACAGAAAUUAAUUGGACUCCCAGUGAGAUUAUUGUGACCAGGCACAAUUGUCGGGAUCAAUUCAUCAGUGCCUUGUAUAGUCACUGUUUUAUGCUGGCUGGCCUCUCCGCCUGCCUAAUGUCACCUUUGUCCAUGUUUAGAGGAUACCUUCGAACGGGAGAAAUGCAGCCGGAGUUACCCUUUCCCAGUUUAUAUCCUUGGGACAACAAACGCAUGAUUAAUUACCUCUUCGCCUAUUUGUGGAAUGUCAGUGCCGCCCUGGGCGUGGCUCUGUCCACCAUUUGCGUGGAUACACUCUUUUGCUCGCUGACCCACAAUCUCUGUGCCCUCUUCAAGAUUGCCCAGCACAAAAUGUUGCAUUUCGAGGGCAAUAGCGAGGAGGAGACAAGCGAAAACCUGGUGCACAUCUUUCAGUUGCUCGAAAAGUGCUUGGACCUGGGUAAUACCUUGAAUGGAUACUUCAGGCCGCUCAUCUUUGCCCAGUUUUUGGCAGCCUCCUUGCACCUCUGUGUGCUGUGCUAUCAGGUGUCUGCUCAUCUGAUGGGGCCAGAAAUGUUGUUCUAUGCCGCCUUCACGACUGCCAUUCUGAGCCAAGUGUCCAUCUACUGUUUUUGCGGAUCAAGCGUCGACGAGGAGUGCCAGGGAUUUGAGCAGGCCAUCUACGAAAGCAAUUGGUUGAAUUUGCUGAAGGAGAAUCCUCAGUUGGUCAGAUCUCUGACCAUAGUCAUGAUGAGGGUCAGGAAGGGAUGCAGAAUCAAUGGUUACUUCUUUGAGACGAAUCGACAGACGCUAAUUAAGAUUAUUCGCACUGCCAUGUCCUACGUGACUCUCCUCAGAUCGCUCGCCUAG
Messenger RNA from Drosophila serrata, 1155 nucleotides. RefSeq names its product Odorant receptor 98b (gene Or98b). Gene Ontology annotation, molecular function: olfactory receptor activity; odorant binding. The record is from RefSeq and is a predicted model, not a curated record. Lineage: Eukaryota; Metazoa; Arthropoda; Insecta; Diptera; Drosophilidae. Gene Ontology annotation, cellular component: plasma membrane. Gene Ontology annotation, biological process: detection of chemical stimulus involved in sensory perception of smell; sensory perception of smell.